Messenger RNA from Pyricularia grisea, 2046 nucleotides. RefSeq lists its product as uncharacterized. Gene Ontology annotation, biological process: carbohydrate metabolic process. NCBI's taxonomy places the organism in Eukaryota, Fungi, Ascomycota, Sordariomycetes, Magnaporthales, Pyriculariaceae. The transcript has a single exon. The coding region runs from base 1 to 2046 and encodes 681 amino acids. The record is from RefSeq and is a predicted model, not a curated record.
AUGCUGCUCAUGAAAGGCUCCAGACGUACGAGGCUCGUCGUGAUCACGACGGUUCUGGUGAUCGGAACCUUGUACCUAGGCUUCCACAUCGAGGACAGAUCGAAGCCCUACGAUCUCGAAUCAUACAUCGAUCUCGGCCACGAAGGCGGUGGCACUCGGCCUCCAUCCGAUGGUUUAUACUCCGAGGGAGCACCGCCACUGGCCAGCGAGGGAGUGGCCUCAUCGAAAUCACAGUCACAUUCGCAGUCAGCACAACCCGUGCGUCCUGCAUCUUGUCCCAGGUUUGAAGAGCUGCUAAGCCUCCGGCCGGCGCCGUUCUCCAAGGGCAAGCGGAAGUUCCCGCUGGUGCGCCCGUCGCCGGAAUGCCGAACCUUUAGGCUCCCGUCCCUUGAGGCGCUGCUGGAGCGCAUGAAGGGGGUCAUCAAGGACCCGGACCUGUACCGGCUCUUUGAGAACAGCUAUCCCAACACGCUGGACACGAUGAUCAAAUGGAAGGGUUACGCGAGGCAACCAGCAGCACCGCCAGCCAUGGCCGGUGGUGCUGAGCAGCAACAGCCAGAAGUCGGAAGUCAGCUGGGUCCAGAGACGGACGAGGAGCUCACGUACGUCAUCACGGGGGACAUAGACGCCAUGUGGCUGCGCGACUCGGCGUCGCAGGUAUACUCCUACCUCCCGCUGCUCGAAGCGGACAAGUCGGCCGACUCCCUCGCUAGCCUGUGGAGGGGUCUGAUCAACUCGCACUCGCGGUACAUCAUCACGUCGCCUUACUGCCACAGCUUCCAGCCACCGGUCGAGUCCGGGAUACCCCCGACGCACAACGGGGCCUAUGAGCAUAACAACCCGCAGCCGAGCUACGACCGCCGGCUCGUGUUCGAUUGCAAGUGGGAGCUGGACUCGCUGGCGUCAUUCCUGCAGAUCUCGGCGGCCUACCACCAGCGCACGGGCGACCUGGCAUUCUUUGGCCGGUACCGCUGGGUCCAGGCGGUGCGGGCCGCGGUCGACGCCGCGGCCGCCAUGACACUGGGCACGUACGCUCCCGACGGCAAGGUGGAGAAGUCGGCGUGGACCUUCACGGGCUGGACGAACCGCGGAACCGAGACUCUGACCAACGACGGGCUGGGAAACCCGACGCGGGCCAACGGCAUGGUGCGCACGGCGUUCCGGCCCAGCGACGACGCCACCAUCUUCCAGUUGCUGGUCCCGGCCAACAUGAUGUUUGCAAAGUACCUCGAGGAGGCCUCGCUCAUCCCCGAGGCGCUGUCUUCGGCCACGAGCCGCGCCGCCGCGGCCGGCACAAAGAGGGACGAGGAGCUGGUGCGGCUCGCGGCGGACAUGCGGGAGCUGGCCAACGGGAUCCGCGAGGGCAUCGCUCGCGACGGCGUGGUGGUGCACCGCAAGUUCGGCGACAUGUUCGCCUACGAAGUGGACGGGUUCGGCAGCGCGAACCUCAUGGACGACGCCAACGUGCCGUCGCUGCUGGCCAUGCCGCUGUGGAACUAUUCCCAGAAGAGCUGGGGCGGCGGCGGCGGCGGCAAGGUCGACACCCCCAUCAACACGACGUGGGACCCACUGGCGGAGGAGCGCGAGAUCAACAGGAUCUACCAGAACACGCGGCGGUUCGUCCUCAGCGAUGCGAAUCCGUACUACGCCAAGGGUCCCGUGAUCUCGGCGGUUGGGGGCCCACACAUCGGGCCGGGUAAGGCUUGGCCCAUGGCGGCCAUGGUGGCGGGCAUGACGGCUUACGACGUGUCGGGGAUGAUGAGGACGGACUUGUGGAAUGUUACCGGGAGCAGCAGGAAAGCCAAGGAGGAUGAGGUGGAGGCGUGGUUGCAGGAUGAGGUGGCGACUCAGCUGCGGAUGGUGCUCGACUCAACCGACGGCACGGGAGUAGUUCAUGAGAGCGUCAACUCGUGGAAUGAGGGCCGGUGGACGAGGGCCUGGUUCGGAUGGGCGAAUGGCAUGUUUGGGGAGUUGAUUUUGAAGAUAGAAGAGUAUGAGAAGCGACAGCCGAAAGGGAAGGGACUGUUGUCUAAAAGUUGGCAGUGA